UGUGCCGCACCUAGCUCCACCCGUCACUCGCCACCAACGACUGUUCUUUGGCAUCCAAACGCAAUGGCAAGGCAGCAAGUCCUCAUCACCACCCUCACCACCACCAUCAUCAUCGCCAUCCUCACAAUCUUGCAACACCCGUCAAUAGCUGCCACCCAGUACAUCACCUCGGGAACCCUGACCAGUGUUGUCCGCAUGAAUCGUACAUCCGGGGCCAUUCUGUCCGGAAGCGUGCCGCAUCUCGAACUCGACGUCGAGCACAACUUCCGCUAUGCUGCGUGCUUCCCGCUCUCAUCACCGCUCACCUCGUCAACUGGCCAUCUGCUAAUCGCAGAUGCUGCCAUCAAUAUUCCCUCGAGCAUCUCCCUCGAUCACUCCCCCACAGGCCUCGGCAUCGGCUACUUUGAUGUCACUGCUGCCCAGAAGGCGGGUCAUCCUGACGGCGCAGAGUGGACCACGACCGGCUCGCUCGACAACUUUAACUCGGAUCUUCUGGACUUUGGCGAGAUCCUUGACUCGGGUGGCUCUGCUGUCUCCUUUGCUGGUUCUGUUCUCGUCGAAGUACUGCAGCGCAUGGUCGACGCGCCUCGCUGGGGCGCAGGCACCGCCGCAGUUCUCCGCUUUGAAGAGCUUGGCGGUCUCUGUCCAUCUGGCAAUUGUUGUAUCAUGCAUGCCAGUGACAUUUCGCUCAAGAUCGGCUUCUACGAGGUCUGUCCCAAAGUCGCUCUCGUCAAUGGAGACGUCGCUGCGGAUGCCACAACAGGUGGCCCGAACGCUGCUGUCGGCGACGCCAUCUCCUACUCGUGCCAUCCGGGCUACGUCCCCACCUCAUCGACCACCCUCACUUGCCAAUCUUCCGGUAGUUACUCACCGCAAGUGAGUGCAGCCGGGUGCGCCCCAGAGCCAGCGCUGGCUCCGCCCCCAUCGCCGCCACCUCCAUCACACCCACCGCUGCCGCAAUCGCCACCGACGAUGCCACAAUCGCAAUCGACUUCGUCUAUCAUCCUCCAGGUCCACCCGGCAGCCGCGCCACUCAAUGGCGGCAUCCUUCUCGAAAUGUCUGCCGCCGGCGACGCCAACGCCUUCUUUGAUGCCUCUCUCUACGACAUCAGCCUCGAGUGUGAGCGGUGGCUCAGUCCCACGGCCGACGCACCCAUCAUCGCCACCAUCGCCACUGUAUCGCGUACCACUGAUGGAUCUCGCAUCAUCUUUGGCGCCUUUCCUUCCAACAAGACCGGCUACCAUGCUGUGACUCUCGUUCGCUCGCUCCGCGCUAAUUCGUCUGCGCCGCCGCAGCGCUUCCUCCUCCCGCGCGCCCUUGACUACAUCAACGGCCCGUGCAUUCACGUCGGCUUUGUCCUCCACGCCGCCGUCUGCCGACCCUGCUCGGACUUUGAUGGCGCCCACUGCCCCGGCGGCCGACGCAUGUGGCCACUCCCAGGCUUCUGGUCCGACAACGAGUACGAGCCGCCGACCCGAUGCCGCAUCCCGCACGCCUGUCCCGGCGCCGUCGGCGGCGCAGGUGCGCUUCCGCUCGCCACAUCAAAUGGCCGCCGCAUCACUGCCGUCUGUGCCGCUGGCUAUACCGGCCGCUUCUGUGCCGCCUGUGCACCCGGGUUUUACUCCGACAACGGCGUGUGCCGCUCCUGUGGCUCCGACUCAUCAAUUUACGCCGAGCUCACCGUUGUUGUUCUCGCCUUUGUCGCAUUUAUGGCGCUUGUUGCCAUUGCUCUCGUGGUUUUCUCCGCCCAGCGGCUAGUCAUGGUCGUCGCCGCCGUUGUUUUACUGCAGCAGUUCUCGAUGGCGCUCCGGAUGGGCUUCCAGAUGGUCUCCGAAUCAGAAGGCACGCCGGUGGUCGCCGCGCUCACCCGGCUCGCAUCGAUCAUCAACUUUGAGAUCGAGAUGCUGCGCCCGGGGUGCGCGGUCCCGCGCAUCCCGUUCUCCACCAUAUACUUUGGCACGCUCGCGCUGAUAGUCGGUGCAGGCUUUCUCUUUCUUCUCGCCGUCCUCCUUCGCCAGCUCUUUGCGCCAGGCACUCCGCGGCAUCUUGCGUCGGCGCCGAUCCAGGUUGCUGCCGAGCUCAAGAUGGCUGUCGCGCGCCGGCAUCGCUCGCGCUACGUUCAUGCAGUCAUCAUCCUCGGCACCCUUGCCUAUCUCCAGCUGGCUGUCCGUUCCAUCCAGGCCCUUCACUGCGUCAAAGCUGGCGAUGGUAAGCUGCGCCUUAACAUCGAGCUGACUGAGUUGUGCUACCACGGCAAGCACAUGACCGUUGCCCUCCUCGCCUGGGCCGUUCUCGUCCUUUUCUCGCUCGGCCUUCCCGUUUUUGUCGUGAUCAUUGCGCUCUCUCUCGCUCGCAAUGCAGCCAUUGGACCGCUUGUCCUUGAACGGUACGGCGUUUUCGUCCGGGGCCUGCGCGCCGGCCGCCUCUGGUUCCGCUCGCUUCAGCUCCUCAUCUCGUUUGCCUUUGCCGCCGAAUCAGUCCUCGUCAUCCAGCCGGACGCGCGCCUUUUUGCCGCUCUCGUCAACUUUGCCAUCAGCAUCCUUACCGUGGCCGUCAUCAACCCAUUCGCACCCCUUCACGCCUGGCUCUCGUACGGCGCUGGCAUUGCCUCAUGCGGUCAGAUCCUGUACUUUGUCUACACACACUCGCCGCUCCUUUACUUUGUGGGCGGACUCGGCAUCGUCACCUCGGUUGCUCUCUUUGCCGCCAUCAUUCAGAUCUGGCGGCAGCAAUCCGUGCACCAGGAGCAGCAGCUGCAGGACGCGCUGGCGAGCCGUCGGGUUGAUGUCGAGCCCAUCGAGAUGGCGUACACGCCAGCACUCUCGGCGCCGCCGUUGCGCGACGACAACACCAGUGACACCUUGGCGUUUGCUUCUGUGCCGAACAGUCCCCGCCGAUCCGCUCACCGGUCGCCAACUGAGCGGCGGAGCUCCAUCUCAGCCACACCUUCAGCCUCAUCCACUCGCCGUCGCGUAGUCUCGUCAUCGCCAAGGGCGCCUCGCGCCUCGUCUGCCUCGCAGCCGAGGCUGUCGAUCGAGUCGUUCCGUACCAUCUCCACCCGCCACGGUUCGCACAAGGUUAAGAAGCAGUCCAUGACCUCGCUCUCUGGCCUGGUCGAGGUUAUGGGCGAGUUGCAGAGUCUCAAUUCGCAGUCAACUCGAAACCAGCGCCGCCGCCGGCGCGUCCGUGAUGCAUCUCAGCUCCACCUCUCGCCCAGACUCGGCAGUGAUAGUAGCCGUGAGCGGUCCACCUCGCUCGCCAGCAUGCGCUCCAUUUCUGUCGCCUAUGACGGCACUCUCUCUUUGUCGAGGGUUCCACUCUCGGCGCGUGAUCCACAGCGGCCUACCGCUUACUCGAUGAGCCGCAACGCAACCAUGUCGCGGUCGGGCUCCCGAUCGAUUUCACGGCGGACCCGUCGACGAAAGUCGAUUUCAGGCUCUUCGAUGCGGUCGUCGGACUCACGUAUCUUUACUACUCCCUCCAAAACGACCGAGACCUCCGCCCGGCCCUCGCUCGCGCUCUCAUCCACGCUCAUCAUGCCGUCGACAUCAAACGCCGCCUCGGCGACUCCAGCGGCGUCGGCCCUCGGGCGUCCUCGCCAGCGCUCGUUCUUCCGCAGGCAGCGCUUCCAAGACCAGCCGUGGCUCCACAUCGCUCUCACCCGCGGACUUUGA
Molecule: messenger RNA, 3675 nt
Organism: Thecamonas trahens ATCC 50062
Lineage: Eukaryota; Apusomonadida; Apusomonadidae
Exons: 2
Coding region: 64-3675 (1203 amino acids)
Source: RefSeq, a predicted model, not a curated record